UUCAGGUUUCGGGGCGGGCCGGGUUGUUACCCGGAUGUAGAAGCCCAUGUGCGUUACUUGAAUUGCAGCAGGAGUGUUCUUCUUGCGUUAUAUCACUCUCUCUCUCCUUCUCUCUCUCCUCCGGCAGGUUGCCUCGCUUCCAGUCAUUGUUCGAAGAUGCUGCGCUUGCCCAGUGUGAUGAGGCAGAUGAGGCCGGUGUGCAGAGCUCUUGCUCCACACCUCACCCGGGCCUAUGCCAAGGACGUGAAGUUUGGAGCUGAUGCCCGGGCGCUCAUGCUCCAAGGAGUGGACCUUUUGGCAGAUGCCGUGGCUGUCACUAUGGGACCAAAGGGUCGCACAGUUAUCAUCGAGCAGAGCUGGGGCAGCCCAAAGGUCACCAAAGAUGGCGUCACAGUUGCCAAAAGCAUUGACCUUAAAGACAAGUACAAGAACAUCGGGGCGAGGUUGGUGCAGGACGUGGCUAAUAACACAAAUGAGGAAGCGGGUGACGGCACCACCACCGCCACUGUACUGGCACGGGCCAUUGCCAAAGAGGGCUUCGAUACCAUCAGCAAAGGUGCCAACCCCAUAGAGAUCCGCAGAGGAGUCAUGCUCGCUGUGGAAACGGUCAUCAACGAGCUCAAGAAGCUGUCCAAACCAGUCACUACACCAGAGGAAAUCGCUCAGGUGGCCACCAUUUCUGCCAACGGAGAUACCGAAAUCGGUACGAUCAUUUCCGACGCCAUGAAGAAAGUAGGACGUAAAGGAGUGAUCACUGUAAAGGAUGGCAAAACUCUGCACGACGAGCUGGAGAUCAUUGAAGGCAUGAAGUUUGACCGUGGCUACAUCUCCCCCUACUUUAUCAACACGGCUAAAGGUCAGAAGUGCGAGUUCCAGGAUGCCUACGUGCUUCUGAGUGAGAAGAAGAUAUCCAGCGUUCAGAGCAUUGUGCCAGCCCUGGAGAUUGCCAACCAGCACCGUAAACCCCUGGUCAUCGUGGCUGAGGAUGUAGAUGGGGAGGCCCUUAGCACGCUUGUCCUCAACAGGUUGAAGGUUGGGCUGCAGGUUGUGGCGGUAAAGGCACCAGGGUUCGGAGACAACAGGAAGAACCAGCUUAGAGACAUGGCGAUUGCUACUGGAGGAACCGUGUUUGGCGACGAGGCUGUCGGCCUGGCCGUCGAGGACAUACAGGCGCAUGACUUUGGCCGUGUGGGCGAGGUGGUCGUGACCAAGGAUGACACCAUGCUCCUGAAGGGCCACGGAGACCCGGCUGCCAUCGAGAAGCGUACCAUCGAGAUCGCCGAGCAGCUGGAUACCACCACCAGCGAUUACGAGAAGGAGAAACUCAACGAGCGCCUGGCCAAGCUCUCUGACGGAGUGGCUGUACUGAAGGUCGGUGGAACGAGCGACGUGGAGGUGAACGAGAAGAAAGACAGAGUGACCGACGCUCUGAACGCCACUAGGGCUGCUGUCGAAGAGGGCAUUGUUCCCGGAGGUGGCUGUGCUCUCCUGCGCUGCAUCCCUGCCCUGGAUACCAUCAAACCCAUCAACGAGGACCAGAAGAUCGGUAUCGACAUCAUCCGCAGAGCACUGCGCAUCCCUGCCAUGACCAUCGCUAAGAACGCAGGAGUGGAGGGUUCUCUGGUGGUGGAAAAAAUCCUGCAGAGUGGCUCGGAGAUCGGCUACGACGCCCUUCUCGGCGAGUACGUCAACAUGGUGGAACGAGGAAUCAUCGACCCUACGAAGGUGGUAAGGACAGCUCUGCUGGACGCUGCUGGUGUUGCAUCCCUGCUCUCGACGGCGGAGGCCGUGGUUACAGAGUUGCCUAAGGAGGAGAAGGAAAUGCCCGGAGGAAUGGGAGGUGGCAUGGGCGGAAUGGGUGGUAUGGGUGGAAUGGGCUUCUAAACACCACUUCCACACGUGCCAUACAGACUUUACGGCAGGGAUGGUGAGCGCACGGGACACAGGUCGACCCUUCCCUUGCACUCCCUCACCUGCCCAGGAGUGUGACAAUGCAGAAGAAACCCAUGUACUUCUAUAAACCAAGCCUCUCCACUCGGGGCUGAAGCUGACCCGACCCUGUUACUCAAAAGACAAGCAUCACGUGAUUUCAGUCCAUACUCAACAUGCUCAGUUUGAUCAAUGAUUAAUAAGGAAAGCAGCACGAAUGCUCUUCUUCUAAUCUGUCCUCUUUAUGCAUUGAGGGAAUAGUGUUAAGGCUUGUAGCUAAACGUGAAUGUCGUGUUAAAAAGCGCGUUGAAACCUGCCUUUAAACGGAGCACCGAUAUGUCGAGGAACUCGAGCCUGACCUCAGCAAAUUCCUUUUAUUUUUCUGUCCAGUUUGCCUUUUUUGUGUGUGCGUAUGUGUUAUGUUUACACUUGUUCUAAACAUUCAAGAUGAUUAAAAGAAUCUCUCAGAAGA
Messenger RNA from Ictalurus punctatus (channel catfish), 2401 nucleotides. It is a transcript of the gene hspd1, whose product is annotated as heat shock 60 protein 1. Gene Ontology annotation, biological process: positive regulation of interferon-alpha production; protein import into mitochondrial intermembrane space; protein refolding. The transcript is spliced from 11 exons. Gene Ontology annotation, cellular component: mitochondrial matrix; mitochondrial inner membrane. Gene Ontology annotation, molecular function: protein-folding chaperone binding; ATP-dependent protein folding chaperone; ATP binding. Bases 157 to 1884 code for a protein of 575 amino acids. The record is from RefSeq and is a predicted model, not a curated record. NCBI's taxonomy places the organism in Eukaryota, Metazoa, Chordata, Actinopteri, Siluriformes, Ictaluridae.